Molecule: messenger RNA, 2165 nt
Organism: Coccinella septempunctata (seven-spotted ladybird)
Lineage: Eukaryota; Metazoa; Arthropoda; Insecta; Coleoptera; Coccinellidae
Exons: 14
Coding region: 34-2088 (684 amino acids)
Biological process (GO): sulfation
Cellular component (GO): cytoplasm
Molecular function (GO): sulfotransferase activity
Source: RefSeq, a predicted model, not a curated record
AACUGUAAAUUUUACUCUGAACCUAGAAGGCAGAUGGAGAUCGUAGAUAUCGAAGAAAAUCUUAACGCGCAACUCAAAAAGGAUUAUGAAGCUCAAAAAGAUGGUUUCGUGCAGGUCGGAGAACGAAAAUGGUUCUACCCCUGGAGAUAUAGAAAGACUGCAGAAGAAUUGAAAAACUUCGAGGUUAGGCCUGACGAUAUAUGGAUCACAGGAUUUCCACGAUCAGGUACAACUCUGACGGAGGAAAUUGUAUGGCUACUUAGUCACGAUUUGGAUUUUGAUAAAGCGAGGGAUGUUGAAUUGUCAAUACGUGUGAAGUUUUUCGAAUUAGAUAUUGUCAUAAACGAAAAGGUGGAAAAAGAGACGAUUGAACAGUUUCCAGAAGAAGCAGCAAACUUCGCUAGACGGAGAAACAUUUUGAAUUCCUUAAGGGAAGCCAAAACUAGGAGAGUCAUAAAGACUCAUUUACCCUUCGAACUAUUACCUGAUGACAUAUUCAAAAAAGGAUGUAAGGUCAUUUACGUGUGUAGAUACCCCAAAGAUGUUUGCGUCUCAUAUUAUUUCCUGCAGUCGAAUAACAACAUGAUGAAGUUCCGUGGAGGAUUCGAAAAGUACUGGAGAUACUUCAAGGAUGGUUACUGUACAUUUGGACCAUAUUUUGAGCACGUAGAACAAGGAUUCAAGCUGAUUGGGUCUAAAAAUUUCGAAUUCGUUUUUUAUGAAGAUUUUAAAACGAAUAUAGAAGCUUAUAUCAAGAAAUUGUCCGAAUUAUUAGAAAUAACUAUAUCUGAAGAGGAAUUGGAGAAAUUUAAAGAGUACAUGGAUUUGGACAAUUUUCGAAAAGUGACCAAAACAUUCAUGAAGACUGAUAAUAAUGAACCUUUAACUGACUUCGUAAGAAGAGGAAAGGUUGAUGGAUGGAGAGACCAUUUUACUGAGCAGAUGAAUAAGGAGGCUGACGCUUGGAUUCAGAUGCACACCGAAAAGAUCGGCAUCAAAUAUCCCCAGCAGAAGAAACUUGGAAAAGUUGGCGAAAUGACUGACAAUUUGAAAUAUCCUUUCACUUUCGAAGAGCUCAAAGGGGAAGAGAAGGAACUAGCAGAGAAAUAUUUGGAACGAGAGAUAUUGAGAGUUUCUGGCACCAGAUACACUGCUGUGACGCCGAUUAAAAAGUAUGGAGCAGAACUUUAUAAUUUCAAACCAAGACCCGAUGAUAUUUGGUUGCUUGGAUACCCUAGGUCGGGUACUACUAUGAUGCAAGAAAUUGUAUAUCUACUCGGAACUGAUCUAGACUACCAGAAAGCAGCAGCAAAUAUAAUGGACUUCAGAUUCCCUUACUUAGAGAGUGCCAUGUUGAGGCUAGAUGAUUGGGAAGGAAUAUACGAUCGUAUGGUGAAAGAGAACCGGGAACCAAUAACCCAAGAAGAGUUGGAAGCAAUACCGCCCCAUAAACGACUGCAGAAAUGGACUGAAAAAAGAUUCAUAAAGAGCCAUUUGAACUUCGCUUUCCUGCAUCCUGAUCUCUUGAACGUAGGCUGUAAGGUUGUCUAUAUUGUUCGUAACAUAAAAGACUGCUUCCUCUCGAACUAUUUCUUUCCCUUGAAGAAUGAAUUCGAAAAAAGGAAGAAUGAACAUUUACUCGAGAUGCUGCGAGUGUACAAAAAGGAUUUAAGUUUAUGGGGAAACUACUUUGAAGGUCUAAGAGAAGCUUGGGAAAAAAGAAACAAUAAAAACAUGCUAUUUUUGUUCUACGAAGAAGUCAUCGCUGAUAAGAAAGCUUCCAUAAAGAAAAUAGCGGAAUUUUUGGGUAAGGAGCUUACGGAAGAUGAAUUGGAUAAGUUGGUCGAUCACGUCAGUCUGGAAAAUUUCAAGAAAAACAAAUCCGUAAACAACGAUCACCUCGUGAAAGCAGGAUUGUUCGUGAAAAACGAGAAUUUCUCAUUCAUAAGAAAGGGAGGUAGCGGUGGUUGGAGGUCGAAAUUCAGCAAGGAAAUGAACGAGGAAUUCGAUGAGUGGAUCAUGAAGAAUUUGAAGGCAAUACCUGGAUUCGAGAUCCCACAAUGCUGGAAGGAAGCCAUGGACCUAUGAAGAGAGCUGUAUCGAUAUGUCAUAUUACAAAUUGUGUAACCAACAUUAUAUUAUGAAUAAAUUUCAUAUACUCAGUU